Messenger RNA from Cuscuta europaea, 2722 nucleotides. The record is from the annotation of a GenBank genome assembly. Lineage: Eukaryota; Viridiplantae; Streptophyta; Magnoliopsida; Solanales; Convolvulaceae.
AUGAAUAUAUAUGUGUAUAUUAUUACGUAUAAAAUAUAAGCUGUGUGUUGUUUCUUUCCGGAAGUCUUCCCUCAUCUUGACCCCAACUUUUCUCCCAUCCCAACUGCUAAAGAUUCCGACUUUACGAUGAAAAUAUAGCUUUUGAAUCUUCUUCUUCCACUUUCCUUAUGUUUUGGGGCUAUAUAAGUAUAUAACUGUGCGUGAUUGGGAUGUAAGUAAUCGAAGGGGAGCUGUUAGCCUGUUCAUAUAGGUUAGGUGUGGGCAGUGUUUGGUCUCUUGUUAGAUACACUGUUGUGCUUGGUAGAUUGUGCUGUUUAGGGCUCUUUUAUGGGCCCAGGUUUCCACUGAGGUGGGUUUUCAUGGUGGAAUUAAGACUAUUUCCCGCGCUGCUUUUCUCUUUUCUGAACCCAUUUCUUGCUGUCUCGCAUUUGGGGGUCUAGGGUUCCUUUAUUAAAGAUAAGAUUUGGCUUUUUUUAGGUUUCCUCCUUUUCCUAUUUUGUGAUUUGGGUCGAUUUCUUUCUUUUGGUUAUGUGUUGGAAGAGCGAAUCUUUGUAUCUUUCUUGAUUCAAUUUGGUGCUCAGUUUCAGAGCUUAGUUCUUGAAGAGUUGAUCUUAUUUUCCAAUUGAUGUUUCCAUGGUUUGCAGGUAGAAAUUAUAUUUGUGAAUUGGGAAUGAAUGAUGAAUUAAAGUGGGACUGCAUUUGGUGAAUUAGAAAUGGCUAAUCGUCUGAGAACAGAUAGAGUUAUUCAACCUCCUCUGGUUGAUUCAACAACUUGUCUUUGUAGAGUGGAUGCUGGGUUAAAAACGGUUGCUAGUGCUAAACGGUAUGUGCCCGGGUCAAAACUCUGUCUUCAGCCAGACAUCAAACCAUCUAUCCAGACCACCCGACCCAAACACACGCGUGACAAAAGUCGAACCCAAUCCCCCCUUCUCCCUGGCCUCCCCGACGAUCUUGCUAUUGCUUGCCUCAUCCGUGUCUCUAGGGUUGACCAUUCGAAGCUCCGUCUUGUUUGCAAAAGAUGGUACCGUCUCUUAUCCGGAAAUUUCUACUACUCCCUCAGGAAGAAACUUGAAAUCGCUGAAGAAUGGGUUUACGUCAUCAAGAAGGACCGUGAGGGUAAGGUGUCAUGGCACGCGUUUGAUCCAGCAAACCAGUUGUGGGUCCCACUCCCACCUGUUCCCAAAGAAUACUCCGAAGCAAUAGGGUUCGGGUGUGCUGUCCUCAGCGGUUGUCACCUCUAUUUGUUUGGCGGGAAGGAUCCGGUCAAGGGUUCAAUGAGACGAGUUGUAUUUUAUAGUGCUCGGAGCAAUAAAUGGCACCGGGCACCAGACAUGCUCCGCCGCCGCCAUUUUUUUGGGUUUAGUGUGAUGAACAACUGUUUAUAUGUAGCCGGUGGAGAGAAUGAGGGGGUCCAUGGGUCAUUGAAGUCUGCAGAGGUCUACGACCCGAACAAGAACAGGUGGUCUUUCAUUGCUGAUGUAAGCACCCCCAUGGUGCCCUUCAUCGGGGUGGUUUACAAUGGGAGGUGGUUCUUGAAAGGGUUGGGGGUCCACCGGGAGGUCGUGAGCGAGGUCUAUGAGCCAGAGACAGACACGUGGGAGCCGGUUCAGGAUGGGAUGAUGUCAGGGUGGAGGAACCCUAGCGCCGCCCUUGAUGGGCGGCUCUAUGCAGUGGACUGUAGGGACGGAUGCAAGCUGCGUGUUUACGACGACGCGGCUGGCUCUUGGAGCAACAAGCGCAUUGACGGGAGGAUGCACUUAGGGACCUCAAAGGCUUUUGAGGCAGCAGCGCUCCUCCCGCUCAACGGGAAGCUGUGCGUCGUGAGGAACAACAUGAGUGUAUCCCUCGUUGAUGUGGCAAGAUGCGGUGGUGACGUGGUGGGGACGGAGCACCUGUGGGAGAAUAUCGGGGGGAAGGAGGGACAGCUGAAGAGUUUGGUCAGUAAUUUCUUCAAUAGUAUUGCGGGGAGAAGCCGCCUCAAAAGUCACAUUGUUCACUGCCAAGUUCUUCAGACUUGAUUAACUUUAGAAGUUUUGAGAAAUUAAAAUUGUUGUGUGAUGUUAAUGUAAGGAGUAUGCCUGCCUGCCUUCUUGUUGUAGCAUAUAAAAGUUGAAGUUAGCAUGUACGGAGUACUAUUUAUUAGUAAGGUAGAGACUUUAACAAAAAAAAAUGCUUCCUUUUGCCUUCUAGAGUUCUAGGACUUUCCUGCCAUUUCACCCAAUACAUAGAAGAGUUUUGCUUCACGUACACGUUCGGUUACACGUUUGGCUUACACGUUCAAGUGCAAUUGUAUGUGCAUACAAAAUUACACUUGAGUUUUAGUAAAAGGGAAAUUUCGUGACUCUAAAACUCAAGUGUAAUUGUUAGCAGACAAUUACACUUGGGCACACUGGGCAUGUACACAAAGCAAAAUUCUACAUAGAAAGACAGCUCUUGUAUCUUUUGAAACCCAAAGUUCUAUUUGAAACAAUAUAUCUUUCAUAGGUCCCGCUGAAUUGCAUCAUUUGAUUGCCGGUUUUGGCUAUGCGUCUUAAUUGAAAUUGAUCUUUGUACCUUUAACAAAGAUAAUUCAUGUAUAUCACUUUCGAACAUUCUGAGAAACAAUUACUUUCUUUACAUUGACUCGUUGUGUAAUUUGUUCACGUACACUUCUAUGAGUCCUGUGACUUUGGAUUAUAUUAGCAUACAUGUUUUGUUUGUUGGACAUAUAUCAAUAUCAAUA